Messenger RNA from Cajanus cajan (pigeon pea), 2001 nucleotides. Its product is annotated as IQ domain-containing protein IQM2. The record is from RefSeq and is a predicted model, not a curated record. NCBI's taxonomy places the organism in Eukaryota, Viridiplantae, Streptophyta, Magnoliopsida, Fabales, Fabaceae.
UAUAUAAAUCUCAAAUGAGCGCGAAGAAGAUACUAUAGUACCUGACAGCCUAACUUGAAAGUGCGAGCGAAGCAUAACAUAAGUAUAUUCAACUAAGAGAAAAACAUGACUGCGUCGAUUAGCGAAAGGAGCAGAGUGAUGGAUGAUCAGUCUUCUCUAUCAAAGUGUCAAUUGGAAAAUAUUCAAUCAGCACUACUGGAUCCACACAACCCCCAACAUACGGCAGCACUUAAACUGCAAAAAGUAUACAAAAGCUUCCGUACAAGAAGAAAGCUAGCCGAUUGUGCAAUUCUUAUUGAACAAAGCUGGUGGAAGCUUUUAGAUUUUGCCGAACUCAAACGCAGCUCCAUAUCUUUCUUCAACAUUGACAAACAUGAAACUGCCAUUUCCCGUUGGUCUAGAGCUAGAACCAGGGCUGCCAAGGUAAUUUUUGAAUUCUGCUACUUUGGAGGUCUUAUUACCUUCAAUAAAGCUCUUUCCGAGGUCGAACUUUAUAAAUUUGAAGCUGUAAGAAAAUUAUUAACCAUCUCUUUGUCAUUGCAGGUUGGUAAAGGUUUAUCGAAAGAUGACAAAGCUCGAAAACUUGCUUUGCAACACUGGCUUGAAGCAAUUGAUCCACGUCAUCGGUAUGGACACAAUCUACACUUUUACUAUGAUAAAUGGCUCAAGUCUCAGAGCAGAGAACCCUUUUUCUACUGGUUAGAUAUUGGAGAAGGAAAGGAGGUAAAUCUUGAGAAGUGCCCUCGAUCUAAACUUCAACAGCAGUGUAUUAAAUACCUGGGCCCAAUGGAAAGAUUGCCUUAUGAAGUUGUUGUGGAAGAUGGAAGGUUCUUCUACAGGCAAUCAGGAAAGCUCGUUCACACUACUGGUGAAGGUGCACGAGCCAAGUGGAUUUUUGUCCUUAGCACAUCAAAGACCUUGUAUGUUGGCAAGAAGAAGAAAGGUUCAUUUCAGCAUUCUAGCUUCUUGGCUGGAGGAGCCACAUCUUGCGCUGGGAGACUAGUUAUCGAACGUGGUGUGUUGAAGGCAGUUUGGCCUCAUAGUGGCCAUUAUCGUCCUACAGAGGAAAACUUCAAGGAAUUUCUUUCGUUCCUUCUGGAGAGGGAUGUGCACCUUUCUGAUGUCAAGAUGAAUUCAGUUGAUGAGGAAUAUCACUCAUCUGAAGAGGACUUCACCAAGAACAUGAGUGGCUUGAAGGCUGAAGAGAAGGGCAAUUUGAUGGAAACUGAGAGGUCUUCUGCACCAGUGGGACCUAAGAUGAGGCAAUUCCAGAUUUUUGGAAGAGAACUGACCAAUCUUGAAAUACCGAAAAGGGGUCAUAUGCCUGAAGUAUUAGAGAAUGAAAAAGAAGGUGAUGGGAAGAGAAUUAAGAGUUUCCAAAUGGAUUCUCCAGCAGGUGAUCAAGAAACAGCACAAGCUUUUGCAUCGGAAGUAGAUCACACAAUCACCAAGCAAAACUUUUCUGCUGAUGAUAGUCAUGGAGGAACUGUUCCAAAAAAGUCAAUACUUAAAAGGAUUGCCUCACAUAAAGAAAUGAAAUCAUACCAAUUGGGGAAACAGUUAUCUUGCAAAUGGACAACGGGAGCUGGACCUCGUAUUGGCUGUGUGAGGGGCUACCCCUGCAAGCUUCAGUUCAGAGCCUUGGAACAAGUUUGCCUGUCCCCAAGAAGCGGUUGCCACUCUACAUCAUCCUUUGCUCCUAGAGUUUCAACUCCAAUAAAAAAUAUAUCACUUAAAAAGCUGCCUCGAGGAAUUGAGCACAAUUCUCCUUUGGUUAGAGGGAUAUCAGUGAUACCAGUUAUUCAUAUAUACGACAUGAGUGAAUAGAAUGCCCAAUUCGUUUAUUCCUUUGUGUAAAUAGGAAACAGUACAGUGUACAGGAAACUUUUGUCACUCCUUUAAAAUAGGAAUUCUUUUGUAUGCCACUAAUGUAAAAUAUGGGAUUCAAUUCAAAGGGAACAACAAAUUCAAUGAAGUCAUGAAAGCUGCUGCAGACCUUUA